UGACAUUAGUUUUGAAAAAUAAUUGGCAAUUCUAUAUUGUAAAUUCUAUGCAUGAAAUAUUAUUUUGUUGGUAAUGUAAAAUUAGAAUAAAUUAAUUAAAAAUGAGUGGCACUGAUAAAAAGGAUAAAGAUAAUGAAGCUGACUGGAUGGUAGUGGCCUCAAAAUCGAGAAUAGGACAUUUCUACAAAUUCAACAAAAGAACAGGCGAGAGGGUUUGGUGCAGUAGAAGUGGUACCGAUAUAAAAGCUGAAAUACCAGCAACGCCAAUAACAAACAGUUCACUUAAAACUCCUGCACAGGAUCGUUUAAAACGUUUACAAAAUAAUUUAAAGAAAAAUAAAAAUGAUGAAAACAAAAUUAAUGAGAAAGCAAAAGCAGAUUUGGAAGAAAGGAUCAAUGCCAGAAAUAGAAUAUUUGGAAAUAACAAGUACAAGGUACCAGCUGCUAAGCGUGAUUCGAAUCACGAUGAGUCAACGGAAGGUGCAACUAAACGAAAAAGAAGUGACAGCAUUAAAAGCGAGACCAAAAAGGAAGUGAAUACGAAUGCGACGAAUAAUGAGUUAUUGGAGUCUUCAAAUAAGUCUUCUGCUAAAACAAGUGAUUCAGCUGAAGUAACACCAAAGAAAAGAAAACGCAAGGCCACAAAAACUAACUCAAACGAUUUCAUUCCAUCGACAAAAAUAAAAAAACCGGAAUCUCAAACAAAUUUAGUACCUGCAGAAAGCACGACCGCUGCCACAAUUUGUGCAACUAUCUGUAAUAAAGCGAUGCAACUCUUUAAGAAACAAUUUUUCUCAAGCAAAACUAAAGUAGAAAACAAAAAACUAGAAGAUAAAAAAGACAAAAAAACAAAUGUGCCAAAGGAACCAAAGAAAAGCAGUGAUAUUGUUAUUACCAAAGCUUGUGAAUCAUUGGUUACUACUUCACACACUAAAGAUGUGUCUAAAACAAAAUGUACUACAGCCACUGGAAGAGCUAACAAGAGUUUACCGCUUUUUAAUUCCAAACCCAGUGUAUCAAUGUUAUCAACAUCAUAUACUCAAGGUGUACCUAAAUUAACUGGUGGUCCAUUGACUGGAAAAGACAAUUUCAAAUCUUGUGAAUCAUUGUUAGCUAGCUCAACCCUUAAAGUUGUGCCUAAAUUACCUAGCUCUGCAUUCACUGGAAAAGCGAAUGAACGCUUACAACGACUGCGACAGUCACUCAAACAGCAGGUAAACUUAAUGGAAUCCAAUCUCAAUGCAGACGGUGGUUCAAUAAAUAGGAGUUUUAUUGAUGCAGAGAGUCAAAAUGAAAAUUCUAACCCACAAGCUGUCAUCAAGGAAAAUGAAAUUGAGCAAAUGGAUUGGGAACCCACAGAGUAUACUAUUGGAGAAUACAAUAUAAACAUUAAUGUCACUUGUCCGCAACCAAAGCCAGAGCCAACUAUAGAAUCUACAGAAAAACAACGUAUAAAUGAAGACAUACGUGACACCUAUGAAAUUUUAAAUAAAAAUCUUCUGCGUUUAUCUGCCGAAAAUAAUUUUACAAAUAAAACUAUUACAAAAACUUGGCAUAAAGACCAUUUUUAUUUUGUCGUGGAUACAAAUGUAUUAAUGAGACAACUUACAUUUACUGAUGAUCUUACAAAAAUGAAGUUAUGCAAUACUGAAGGCACUAUUGUGUUUAUACCGUAUAUAGUAUUACAGGAGCUUGAUAAACUAAAACAAUUCGGUCAAACAGAGUCAGCGAAGACAAUGGCAUCGCGUGCUAUACGCCACUUGAAUGUUAAACUUGAAGCGAAAAAUAAACAUUUACAAGCACAAAGUGUCGUCGAAGAUCGCAGGCAUUUAAUUGAUAUAACUUCAGCAGAUGAUAGGAUCAUAAACUGUUGUUUACAGAUUAAAGAAAAUGUUGAAAAUGUUAUACUUUUGACUGAGGAUGUUAAUCUACAGAACAAAGCUCUGUGUAGCGAUCUGGUAGCAACAACAAAAUCAAACUUGCUUUCGUCACAUCCCGAAACAAAUACCAAAUCAUGACGAAUUCAAAACUUUUUGUUUAAUUUGUUUAAAUUUAAGUGAAAAUAUAUUAUAUAAAUAUAUUUUUAUAUAUGCUUUUAUGUUGAGUUUUGUGCAACAAACAUGAAUUAUAUAUUUUUCUAAGUGGAUU
Teleopsis dalmanni is the source of this 2148-nucleotide messenger RNA. RefSeq names its product transcriptional protein SWT1-like. The record is from RefSeq and is a predicted model, not a curated record. The transcript has 9 exons. Gene Ontology annotation, cellular component: nucleus. The coding region runs from base 102 to 2018 and encodes 638 amino acids. Lineage: Eukaryota; Metazoa; Arthropoda; Insecta; Diptera; Diopsidae.